GUGGUGGGUUGUGAGAUUGAUUCUUUAGCCGAAUAAUUAAAAUUCUAACCAUUCCUUUAUUUUGGACAUCAGCAUGUGGGUUAUUUAAGUGGUGUGUCAUCACAAUGAAAAUAUCUUCACAUACGUUUCUCAUAUGCCUAUUGAUUGAUUUCCCACACAUGGUAUUGCUAGGUUAUGACAUCGAUAUUUUUUUUUCAUUCUUUGAAGUUUUUGUUGGUCUGACUUUUGGUUUGUCCUAUAUGUUAUUUUCUUGUUUUGUUUGUUUUAUUUCUUUUUCUGGGCAAGCAAGCAGUUGGUGAUUCAUUCUCAGGUUGAUUUUUUUUGCAAACAUAAUUAGAUUCCCAGUUGUUGCUUUAUUUUACUAUCAGAAUCCAGCCUUAGGAUGCUCUCAUGGCACAUAGGCUCUUUAAACAAUUUGCCAUCACAGCGAAAAUAUAUUUGCAUAUUCUUAGGAAUUCUUAGGAUGUUGAGUACAAUUUGGUUUUCCCUAGCAAAUUGUGUUAAAUAUUGUUUACUCAAUGUUGUUGAUGUUCUUGUUCAUUCUUGGGAAUUUUCUCAAUAAUUUGACUAUAAUCUUGUUCCAGAGAUUGGACUUUACCUUUGGUUUAAUUCAUUACCAGGAAGUAUUUGACAUGUUGACUUGUAGUCAAAUAUGUCAAUCAGUGUUCCAUUAUUGUGUGAAAACAUUACUGAAUUAUUUCUUAUUUGCAUUUAGUAUGUAUCACUGGUGAAUCCGUCCAUCAGCGUUGAUUGUGAGAUUCUGCGAGAUUGUUAUGAGGCCUUUGCCAUGUACUGCUUCGGAAGAUACCUUGUUGCUUGCCUGGGUGGUGAAGAGAGAACAAUUGAAUUUUUGAACAGACAAGGUGGUGUCACCUCUAAGACAACCUUACUACAGAAUGCUUUUGAGAAGGGAGUAAUAAAGCAUCCUUUUCCAAUGAACUAUUUUUUGAAACCAUGGAGAUUAAGCGAGUGGUUUUACCAGAAUAUCAAGAUUGGAAUUGUUCAAUAUAUGAUAAUAAAGACUUUUACUGCGAUUUUAGCUGUGGUUCUUGAAGCUUUUGGAGUAUAUUGUGAAGGAGAGUUUAAGUGGAAAUGUGGGUACACCUAUAUGGCUGUAGUUCUCAAUUUCAGCCAGUCUUGGGCAUUGUAUUGUUUGGUCUUAUUUUAUGCUGCUACAAAAGAUGAACUAGCUCAUAUAAAGCCACUUGCCAAGUUCCUCAUGUUCAAAUCAAUAGUUUUUCUAACAUGGUGGCAAGGUGUGGCGAUAGCUCUACUUUAUAGUUGGGGUUUAUUUAAAAGCCCCAUUGCACAAAGUUUGCAGUUUAAAUCAAGUGUGCAGGACUUCAUUAUUUGUAUAGAGAUGUUUAUUGCUUCGAUUGUGCAUCUCUACGUGUUCCCUGUUGAACCGUACAAGCUAAUGGGUGAACGAAUUACUGGUGGUGUAGCUGUUCUUGGAGACUAUGCAUCUUUAGAUUGCCCUUUAGAUCCUGACGAGGUCAGGGACAGUGAGAGACCAAUAAAGCUUAGGCUGCCCCAACCUGAUCUUUCUAGCAAGAAUUCCACAGCUAUUAGAGAAAGUGUUCGGGAUGUAUUUGUUGGAGGAGGAGAAUAUAUUGUGAAUGAUUUGAAGUUUACGGUCACGCAUGCAGUGGAACCCAUGGGGAAGGGUAUGAAAAAUUUCAACAAGAAGCUACACAAAAUUUCAGAGAACAUAAGAAAGCAUGAAAAGGGUAAGUUAAAAAGCAAGGAUGACAGUAGCAUAGGUUCAUCUUUGCCAACUAGCCAAGUUCGUGGAAUCGAUGAUCCGCUCUUAAAUGGAAGUGUUAGCGACAGUACAGGUAAGAAAGGAAGAAGGCAACUAAGGAAAUCCGGAUAUAGAAGUGCAGAGAGUGGCGGAGAAAACAGUGAUACUGGCCAUGGUAGGUUUGAGGUGCAUGGAGGCAGGUGGAUCACUAGGGACUGAGGAACCAAUUCCUUUGUUUGCAUAUGCCAAGAACUCAAAUUAUCUGUCUCUGAGAUGCGCAAAGUAACAUAUGAAACAAAAUGGCACCAUUCUCGGGAUAAAAUGGAAGAAGCAUUUUUCAUUACAACAAGAACUCUUCCUGUUUCCUUGGAUGGCUUAAGUGAAAAGGUACAGCCCAUCUCACUCAGAAAUCUGGCACCAAUGAACGUAAUCUUAAAGUGUCGUCAAGGCCCAAAGAAUUCACCUUUCGAAUCUUUUGAUGUAUAUUAUACCAGCACUUGAAUCAACAUACUCCCUUUCCUAUAAUAGAAAUAUUUAUUCCAUGGAUUUUUUAAA
This is a messenger RNA of Zingiber officinale, 2299 nucleotides long. RefSeq names its product protein LAZ1-like. The record is from RefSeq and is a predicted model, not a curated record. Bases 788 to 1963 code for a protein of 391 amino acids. Gene Ontology annotation, molecular function: transporter activity. Lineage: Eukaryota; Viridiplantae; Streptophyta; Magnoliopsida; Zingiberales; Zingiberaceae. Gene Ontology annotation, biological process: transport. The transcript has 6 exons.